CAGGCCAUCAAGGGUAUGCAUAUCCAAAAAGCCACCAAAUACCUGAAAGCUGUCACUUUGAAGAAGCAAUGUGUGCCGUUCCGGCGGUACAAUGGUGGAGUUGUCAGGUGCACCCAGGCCAAACAGUGGGGCUGGACACAGGGUCGGUGGCCAAAAAAGAGUGCUGAAUCUUUGCUGCACAUGCUUAAAAAUGCAGAGAGCAAUGCUGAGCGUAAGGGUCUAGAAGUAGAUUCUCUGGUCAUCGAGCACAUCCAGGUGAACAAAGCACCUAAGAUGUGUCAACGAAUUUACAGAGCUCACGGCCGGAUUAACCCAUACAUGAGCUCCCCCUGCCAUAUCGAGGUGAUCCUCACGGACAAGGAACAGAUUGUUCCAAAGCCAGAAGAGGAGGUUGCACAGAAGGAAAAGAUGUCCCAGAAGAAACUGAAGACGCAGAAACUUAUGGCACGGGAAUAAAUUGAGCAUAAAAGAAAUGCAGAUAAAAGU
This is a messenger RNA of Mesocricetus auratus (golden hamster), 486 nucleotides long. Its product is annotated as 60S ribosomal protein L17-like. Lineage: Eukaryota; Metazoa; Chordata; Mammalia; Rodentia; Cricetidae. Bases 16 to 456 code for a protein of 146 amino acids. Gene Ontology annotation, cellular component: ribosome; cytosolic large ribosomal subunit. Gene Ontology annotation, biological process: cytoplasmic translation. The transcript has a single exon. The record is from RefSeq and is a predicted model, not a curated record. Gene Ontology annotation, molecular function: structural constituent of ribosome.